UUUUUGAACACGUAUAUUCCCAUUUCCUUUAUGUUGGGAUGGCUUGAAUGUUUUUAUGGUGGUUGCUUUUGGGUGUCGCUAUAUUCUCCCUAUUGUUUCUGUUAUCCAUUUUUGAAAUAAGAAACUAUAAAAUGGCUACACUUUCUACACAGAAAAUUUCAAAGUUAAACGCCAACUCACCGUUUUCUUGUUACGAGGCUUGUAAGAAACAACUUUUGAAGGCUGUGGAUUGGGACGAAAAAUCAGAAUUGACAAAAGCUCUGAAGGAAUAUGUCAGUGUGGCAGAAAGAUUAAGAAGUCUCUUGAGAAAUGGACAAGGUUCAAUGACACGUGAGAAGUGGAUAGACUUUCAAAACCAAGUUUCGAAAACUUUAGGCCUGGUUGAUGAAAGAAUUGAUGCUCUUUCCAAGUCUACCAACUCGUCUUUGCCUGUGAUUGUCGACAAAACAGCGAAGAAACACAAUGUCACAGGCACACAGCUACGUUCUGGAAGGAACAAAACUGCGAAUAUGAAGGGAAUACUUUCUCCUUCUGAGAAAAAUGAGAAUUUCGAAAAGAUACUGGGACGAAUUCAAAGCGAGAUUGUUGUUUCUUCGCCAGGAAUUAAGUGGGAUCAGUUGGUUGGUCUUGACUCUGUGAAAAAUGUUAUUCAUGAAACUAUUGUUCUUCCUUCUAGAAGACCUGAUAUCUUUCGUGGGUUACGUGCUCCUUGUAGAGGUUUAUUAUUAUUUGGACCUCCAGGAAACGGCAAAACUUUGAUUGCAAAGGCAGCUGCAACAGAAUGCGAGUCUUGCUUUUUUUCCAUUUCGACUUCUUCUUUAACAAGCAAGUUUUUUGGAGAAAGCGAAUCUUUGGUAAAAGGUCUUUUCUACCUUGCAAAGAGGCGACAACCAAGCUUUAUCUUUAUUGAUGAGGUAGACAGUCUUUUGUCAGUAAGAAAUGAAGGUGAACAUGAAGCAAGUAGAAGACUCAAAACGGAAUUCCUUAUUCAAUUUGAUGGAUUGAACACUACGGGCGAAGACCGUAUUUUUGUCAUGGCAGCAACCAAUAGACCAUGGGAUCUUGAUGAAGCUGUGAGACGACGGUUUACCAAAAGAGUAUAUAUUCCUAUGCCAGAUGGAACUUCACGAAAAGCUGCUAUCCUUUCUUUGCUGUCGAAAGGAGGUAUUAAGAGUUCCUUGAGUAUUGCAGAUGUUGAGCAAAUCGUACAUAUGACAAAGAAUUUUUCUUAUUCUGAUCUGGCAGCCUUGACAAGAGAAGCGGCACUCUGUCCUAUACGAGAACUUGGUCCAAAGAUUGUUAGGAUUCAGGAAAACAGGAUACGUCCCUUGCGAAAGGACGACUUUGUAGAAGCACUGAAGACUAUUCGGCCUAGUGUUUGUGAGGAACAAUUAUCAAAAUAUAUAGAAUGGAAUGAGAGCUUUGGAGUGACUGCGAAAUAAUGGGAGGAUCUUUCGAAUGAGGAUAGAAACAAA
This is a messenger RNA of Galdieria sulphuraria, 1475 nucleotides long. Its product is annotated as AAA-type ATPase. The transcript has 4 exons. The record is from RefSeq and is a predicted model, not a curated record. Gene Ontology annotation, molecular function: ATP binding; ATP hydrolysis activity. Bases 132 to 1442 code for a protein of 436 amino acids. NCBI's taxonomy places the organism in Eukaryota, Rhodophyta, Bangiophyceae, Galdieriales, Galdieriaceae.